UUUCUCCUUCGAUUUUUUCCAACAGUUGAACUUCGUCCCUCUUGCCGCCCCCUGCCACCACUAACCCACUAAACUUCACUCGCCACAAAAUGGCGGAACUCUCCUCAACACGCCAGGACAACUCUCCCCGAAAAUCUCCCAAAAUAGACAAAUAAUUUAAACAUAAUCCUUCAAAACCCCUCAAAAACGCCCUAAAUCAAACCGGAAGUAGUUUAUCAGUCUCUACCACCCCGUUAAUCCUUCAACACGCGAAUUUUCCAGAUUUUUUUCAAUGUUACGAUUGUGCCACUCAUCUUCUGCGACGACAGAUCGUCAAAAUCCUCCAACUCCAUUUCCUCUAUUUCCAAGCAUAUCUGUCUCUAUUCUCCGGCAUUAUCAUCCCCAUAGGCAUGAACUCCUUCACUCCAUUCACAGCAAUAGCCUCACAACUUUGGUAAGCUUGAAAAACCCACGGUAAGUAAAGUCGUCGAAGCAGAAAAAUAAACAAUUGAGAGGUCGCUAUUAACACUUGUGUGACCUAUUCGUGGUGUUUUAGCUCAGUUAUAUGGGCACUGAAUUUGUGUUUGAAAACAGAUUCCGUGGAAAAAGAUUCGACCGUGUUACGUUUCUCGGUGAAAUAUGAGUAGAUUGUGUUUACAGUAAAUGAGAAAUUAAAACCGGAUGGCCAUUAUGGGCAGAUGGGAUUGUCGGAAAUACCCUUUUGGGCCAGCGUGCGGUGUUAGAAUUUUACGUCACAAAAAGAAUUUCAGUGACAGUGUCAGUCCAUAUUCAUGGUUGUAAUCCCAGGAAUUAGACUAGUUCUAACAAUUCCCAGAGAUCUGAUGUACUAAAUGAAGAGACAUUGACGUGACGGUAUGAAUUUGAUGAUAGUGACGUGUGUUAAUGUGCAGAAAGGUACUUAAUUGAUAAAAAUAGUUUUAAUUAAGGUAUGUUAUCCAUUGAUAUGUCAGCUGUAAUUAAGUCAUUAGUUUCAAAUACUUGAAAGUUUCGCGAAUUGAUAGAUAUUUUAUUAAUUCGUCAUGAAUUGGUCAUUAAAAUACUUAUUGCAUCCAGGAGAUGGUACAUUGAUCUAUAAUGACGUCUUACCCGUCAGAAUCCAGAAAUAAUCUCAGUAAAUGGCCUAUCAAUUUUUCGAAUUUGAAUACAAAUUGAACUCAUACGACAUAAAAACAUGGACAUUUGGAAACAGUGCAGUGCAUGAUAUAUUCGGAGGGGGCGUGUUUCAAUAUCAGAUAAGACAGAAUAUCUAUAAUAAAAUUACAUGGUUGUGUUAAGUGCCCAUCAGCAGUGUAAAUUGAAGAUUCGAGAGACGAUACAAAAAGUACAACAUCAUCUUUAUAGUCACGUCAACGGUGACAUUACGAAUAGGAGGAUAAGAUGGACGCCUACGAGAAGAAGUUUGCUGAGAUGCAAAAGUACAUUCCCUUCCUGGAGGCAAUGAUUGAGAGACUUCAGAAAGUAUCUGAUAAGUCUCGUGAAGUACAGCUGCACAAAAUGCAGCAGCUUCAUGGAAUACUGACGGACAGCAAGAGAAAAUUGAGGAUUGAAACGCUCCAAAAAUGUGAAGAUGUGCUUCAGAAACUGCACAGUAAAGUGGAAAAGUUUCAGGGAACAGGCGGUCUGAAUUUUCCUAGUAGUAAGAAAAGUGAGGAGUCAUCAAUACCAAAAACCAAGGGAACCGAAUCGGUAGUUAAACCGUCAAAAGAGGUGGAAAAGCCCAAAGAAAAACUUAAAGAGAUGGACGAAACACCAGCGAGUCCGAGUCCCCCAGCAUCACCAGAUGAACAACCCGACGUGACGUCAGUUCCAAUAAUCAUUCCCACUGAGCGUAAACAAGAUGAUUCUUCAGAUAAAGUAGACAGUAAACCAUCGAGCCCUGAUCAGAUAGAACGAGUGUCAACGAAGGAGCCAAUUAUUAUCCCCACAGAGCGUAAAGAUGAUUCUACAGGUGAAUUUAUUGAGCAUAAUUUUCUAGCCAAAUCGAGGAAUGAUAAACCAUCUAGCAAUGCGUUUCCCGACUCGAGAAAUGCAUCGACCUGUCGAACAAUACCGACAGCACCAAUUCCCUCGAAAACAGAUAACCAAAAACAAAUAAGAUUAACAUCACCAGAAUGUCGAUCACCAAGAUCCAAGGAGCCUUUCAUAUCCCCCACGAAAAAUGCGAAACCCCCUGCGCCACUGUUGAUCUCACCUCCUCGAGCCUUAACAGAACCUCCGUUAUCUAUGGAUGAUCUGGCUGAACUGUUGAAUGACGGCUCAGGGAAUACCCCGGAAAGCAAUGAGCUCACCACUUUACCCACCGAUAAAAAACCCACCAUUCCUUCAAAGUCUCGUAAAAUUCGCAUCGUUAAAGAAAAACCCUCAGAUAACGCAAAGAAACUUGAGAAGGAACCUGCAAAAGCAUUUGUCCUAACGCAGGAAGACAUAGAUAGGGAGAGUAAUCGUCGAUGGGAAGAGGUCGACAAGCAUAUUGUUCUAUUCGGUCGUAAGGGUGGAGCUCCUCAGUCAGAUCAUCCUUCAGGUGCAUUACCACCAACAGCCCCUAAGAAAGCAGAAUUUCGGAAUAGUCCGAUGUCACCAAAGGGCAGAGAUAGAGGCUCUGAGCCAAGAUACGCUGACAAUUAUGAAAGAAUACCUCGACAUAUGACAGCAGAUCGUUUCAACAACCUUUCUGAUCAAUCAAAAAUUCCGGACAUGAGCAUCAUUAACAAUGCCUUUUCGCGUCUGUCUGAAGGAGACAAGGCAAACAUAGCCAAACUUCAAACUAAUCUCCCAAUUAUUCAUAAACAUAAUGAUGGUUUUCCAUCUGGUGAAGAAAGAGAACUGUUCUCUCGCCGUGGUGGAGGUGGUCCACCUAUGGAUAUGGAUAUGGAAUAUCGUCGAGAUGAUGAAUAUUACAUGCAGAGGUCAAUGCAUCAUUCACAGAAUCGAGAGUAUUACAAUCCACAAUGGGGAGGAUAUGAGCAUAAUCCCCAGCAAAUACCUGGGCAUCAAUAUCCACAUCCCCCACAUCUGUCAAAUCAUCCCCAUCAAAGUCACCCAAACCACCCUAAUCACCCGAAUCACCCUAAUCACCCAGACAUGUGGAUGGGUCCGAAUUCCGGGCCUAACCCCAUGGAAAUUCCAGUCCACCAUAUGUCUCCUCAGUAUAGUCCCAAUCUCGUUCGUCGGCCCAUGAUGAGUCCCUCCGGGCGUUUAGAAAUGAAUCAUGGCCCUUACGGCGAGCCAAAUUUCGCCGAAGACAUUGGUCAUUCACCCCAGCCACCUGCACCACCUGUUAUUCCGCCAUUAAUGUCCACUCCACCAUUCAAUCCUCGAGGAUUUCCUGAAAAUCGAGCGUUUGAGUCGCCCUUUGAGCGUCCUACGGAGUUCGGCUUAGGUAUGAGACAGGGCCAGUGGGAAGGCCGUUCUGGUGAUCCAAAUUAUCCUGACGGCUUGAGAAUCCGAGGGCCUGAGCCUUCCUACAACGCUCCACUGCCAGGGCCGCCGGGCCCUCCUGGUCCUCCCGGUCCCCCUUGCCCUCCCGGUCCACCCGGUUGGAAUCGAGGACCUGGGCCUGAUCUCCAACCUGUCAGGAAUCGCAGUGUUGAAAGAUUUCCUGGGGAACGAGUCAGCAACAGACCUGUCCUCCCUGAACCCCCGCAUCCUGGUUUUAACCGUAGAGGUGAUUGGGAUCGACCGCCGCAGAACGACAAUCCCCAGAGAUUCAAUCGCGAAGCGAGAAAUGUGUCUGAACGUGAUCCAAGAUUCCGCAAGGACUUGAGUCCGCAAGGAGCGCACUCGCCCAAUGCUACUACUGUUAAGAGGGAUCCACGAUUGGCCAAGCCCACAACACUUGCACAACAUACGCUGCCUGCGGCGUCGAAAUCGAAAGAAAAUUCAGUGAAAAAUCGCGAUUCGCGAAGAAAAAGUUCGGAGUUAAAGGAUCCGAAUAAGCCAAUCCUCGAAUCCAAACCACCACGAAAUAAAGACAAAUCGAAAAAUUUCGGAAAACAAAAAGAACCAUCGAAACCCAGUGAUGCUAAACCUAGGAGGCCUUCCGAUGAAAAAACAAAUGCUGACAAAUUGAUCAAAGAUAUGGAAACUAUGCAGUCACCUUUGGAGAGUCUUUAUGGAGUAAUUGAUACGGCUGCUAAAACGGGAAAGGGUUACGGUCUUCAAAAGUUCAAAAUUCCCAAAAUAAAGAGGACGGAACCAGCAGCUCCACCCCGCCCUCCAACACCACCAAAAUCCAGUGUUACAAGUGAACUAGAAUCCCCGGGCGACGAGUCUUCAGCUAAGUCUGUCGAGUCUGUGAAACCACUUUCGGAGGAAGUUGAAAAGAAUAUAAAAGUUGAGGAUAAGAAAAUGGAGGUAUCAAGUACGACUGAUGAACCUGCGGUGGACCCAGCAGAUUUCAAAGUCAAUGAGCGCCAUCUAAAAGUGUCCGAAGCCGAACCAACAUUAUCUAAUCAUGUGUCAAUGAAAUGCGAUAAGGUAGACGAAUCGGAAGCAACAGUUGACACAUCAACGCCUGUAAAAAUUUCGGAUUCCAAUCCAGCCACUAUGACAACGAAAGAGAGCUCCAAGGAAGAAGAGCCACCAACUUUCAAGAACGAAAUCACGCGUGAAUGGAUUGAAAAAAUGAUAAAAACAUCUUUAGAACAAGGAGAAGGCAAAAAACUUCUAGAACAAGCCAAAUUACUUCAGAAAUUAGGCGAGGGCUUAGCACAUUCAAAGAAAUUCAAGAAAAUUCGAAAAAUUAUUGAAUCACAAUCAGAGAGCAGUUCUUCGGACACUGAAAAAAUUAUAGAACCAAAGAAAACCGUGAAAAAGAAGCGAAGAGUCAUCGUAUCCGAUAGUUCUGAAGAUGCUUCUCCAGACCGCAAAACUCCAGAAAUUUCAGAGAUCAGUUCUGCAGACAAGCCGACGACUCCUAAACGACGAGGAAGAAAUGCUCGACAAUCCAAAUGUUCACGAGGCAAAGGGAAAAAUGUCCCUGAAGAAGAAAAAUCAGAAAACUUGAAGGAACUGACAAUCGAAUCUAAAGAAUCUACAAAUGAGUCUAAAGAUUCUAUAAAUGACUCCAAAGAUUCUAUAAAUGAGUCAAAAGAAUCAGCAGACCUGUCCGAAGGUACUCUGAACGAUUGCAAAGAACCUGCCGAAUUGGAACCUGGACCUGAACCUGGACAGGACCCAGAAUCUGCAGCUUUAAAACCUCGGCGAAAAACUCGCCGACGCAAUUCCUUGGAGAUGCUGCAGGAGGACAUCCGGGAAAUGUUUAUCAGUGAAGGAGUUGUAACUGCAACAGGACAUCGAAUGUGCCGUUUGAUAAAGGAGGCAGAAGGUAAUUUAAAAUCAGUUGAUGAAAGAGUUAAAGGUAUUUAUGUUUCGAGUUCCCCAGAGCGCCAUGACUCGGAGCCAUCAGAGGACGAGGUGCUCUCGAAGCGACAAAACAGAUCGAAGAGUAAAACUCCGAAGCCCCGAGAGGUGCCGGACAAUGAUAAACCUAAGCCUCGAACAAGAAGAAUUCGAAAGCGCGCUGCCAAAAGAUCGAAGCAAUACGUGAGUAGUUCUGACAGUGACGAUGAUGCAAAAUCCAAUCUUCCACUUGUGUCACCACGUAGAGAGACACCAGAGCCCUCUAAAGACGCGACAGACUCUGAAAAACCACGGGAAAGUCUCGCAGAUGAAUCCGAAAGCACUCCGAAUCUACGGAGAAGUGAAAGAGUGAGCUUGAGAGAGCCCAGAGUAAUGAUCGAAAAAACAGACUUGGGUAAAAUAGAUUCGUCGAAGAUAAUGUUCGACACGUCAUCAGACGAGAGUUUUGGCAUCGAUGUGUCAGAGUUGACAGCGGCCGUCGAUAUUUCCCUUCACUCUGAUCGUCAGAAAAGAUCCGAUGACGAUUCAGAGACUAUUAUGAGCAUGAAUAAUCUCGAGGAAAAGCCAUCGAAAACAAAAAAACGAAUUUCCAAUGAACCGUCAAUCGAUACACCGAGUAAACUCGAUGAUGACGCUGCCAGCGUGGCCUCUGACGCGUCGCUCUCAAGCAGUCGCGCCUCUAGUGGCAAGAAAAUAACUAGCACUUGCAAGCCUUCUAACACGAAUGAAGAAUUAAUAACAGGUAUUCUCGAUGAUUUUGUUCAAAGCAACGAUAAAGAGUCGGAAAAAUCGAUUGAUAAAAAUAGUGGUAUGGAGGAUGACAAAGAGAUCGAAAAGCCACGAAAAAUCGUCAGGAAGAGAAAGCCAGUACUUAUGAAGCGCAAGAAAAAACGAAACAAUUGGCGAUUGGGAAUUGUUUCUAAAACAAAAAAGAACAAGAAGGCGGCUGUUACGCGUUCUUUAAAAGGCGGUAAACCCUCUCUUGCAGCUGAUAAUCCCUCAGAGCCUCCCGAGGAGUCAGAAGCUAUGGCGCCGCUCGAACCGCCUAUGGUUCCUCCUCCAAAGCUUGAGAAGAUUGUCAUAAAUCCGAUAUCCGGUGAAUCUUCAACGAAACCAGAAAUCAAACAAGAAAUAGGUUCUACUUCAUUUGUGAUACCCGACAAGAAGAAAUCUAUUUUCAAAAUUCAAGAUUUAAUUGAAUAUGCAUGGACGGGCCAAGAAAGAUACAAAUGUCGGUUUUGUGGCUUCAGUGGCAAGAACAUAGUCCAACAUUAUAAGGCAGUCCAUCCAAAGGAAGAGAUGAUGAUAUCGAGAUUAACAUUGCUCGAUGCAAAACGGGCAAUCGACGAAUCCAAGGACGAAAUGUAUUUAAAAUUAUUGGAUAAGCUGCAUACGGGCUCCGAUCGUAAAUAUGCUUGCAGAUUUUGUGUAUUCACAGCAGAUGGACAGAAGGCCUCGGCAAUGGAGACAUUCUACGAGCACUGUACAACUCACACCGGCGAGUACAGAUUUAGAUGUCGGAGCUGCACUUACCAGACACCAUUCAGGCCAUCAAUACGUGCGCAUUACUAUAAAGUUUGUCGUAAGAAUUUUGAGAACGUGACGCUUGCUGUUGACGAGGAUUCUAUACCUGAUGAGGAUCUUGUUAACGGAUACUUAUGCUCUUCAUGUCAUUUUGUUCAAUUGAAGGAGGAAAACGUGAAGAAACAUAUUGACAAGUAUCAUAAGGAGAAUGAUGAGACUGAAAUUAUCAAGAUUGAUAUGUCCAUUUAUUUGGACGUCAAAGAUCAUGGUGACCAUUCCGAUAUCGAGGAUGAAUUGAGAAAUGAAGAUCCAUUAGCUCCUGAUUCUGAUGCUUCUACGGUUGAUUUUUACGAAUAUUCGAAACAGAGGAAGAAGAAGAUGGCUGUGAAGAGAACUGGAGUGGAAGAUGUUUCUAAGAAUGCAGAGAAUGAGGAAACUGAUGCUUCAUUGCAUUCGAAAUCAGACAAUCCACAGGAGGAAAGUGAGAGCCCUCUUAAGGCAAAACUCAGCGCAUUUGUGUGCCCUCCGGACGUGGAGAAAAAAGAAGUUGAGAUACAGAGGGAACGACAAAAAACUAUGCAGGAGAUUUUACAGAAUUAUGGAACAAAUUUGACGAACAAGUCUGCACAAAAAGGCUUGUCAAUUAUUGAUAAACUUAAGGAUAAGAUGACGACGCAGGGAAAUGUGUCAGAAGCUGUCAGUGGUCUGAAUUCCGAGAGUGGGGAAGACAUGGAUGAGUUACAGCACGAUGAAUCAUCAUUGAUACCCGAAGUAGACGAUGAUAAACAAGAUGAAACGCCAGCUGAGAAUCAUUCAAAAUCAUUGUCAAAUCCACUUUCAGGUGUUCCUUCUUCGAUUUCAUCGCAAACAGUAACAAAAAUUGAGCAUUCGGAUCACGAAAUGAGCCAAGAGUCAGACCAAGUCGCUGACAAAUCUGAGAAAAAACCACGAGAUCCUCUGAUGUCUCUCGAAGAAACACCCAAGGAUUUCAAUAGUGCAGAGGAGACGAGUGAUGGAGAGCAAAUUGGCGCACUAAGUAGAACUUAUGAUGACUCCAGUGAUACCAGCGAUGUGAUAUCAGAUUCUGAACUCUCAACCGAUGUAAACACAUUCUUGAAGGAGACGAUAAACAAAUCAACAAAUGCUCCGAUGAUGACAACGAUCCAGAGACUUGCAGCUCAACUUCAAGGAGCAAAAUCUACGGAAAGCUCUCCAACAAAACACGAAACAUCAAAACCAAUAAUCGUUCCUCUCUGUAACCUUCGGAGUUUUGUGGAGAAACAAAAUUUAUUGGACAAAUCCGUAGAGACUGCGAGCUCAGAUACAUCACGUUCUAAUACACCCAAGAAUUUUAUUCGUCUACGAAGACUUAGUGGAGACAAAUUGUCCUCUGGAACCCCAGUACCUGAGCCCGCUCCCCCAGCUGAGGAGGAAAAAUCUCCAGAACCCGCUCCCCCUCAGAUGAUUUCGCCAGUAAUUGAGGAACAGGAAGAGUGUUCCUUCCUGAAAAUUGAAAAUGUGAUAAGCCUAGCACCAAAUACAUCCUCAGAUCCUGAGAGCCCGCUGAUCGAUGACAUAAGAAAAGCAGUGGCAACAUCACCAGUUAAAAAUGUUGGAAUUUCAGUUCUCAAAAAAUCGAGUCCAAACAUCUUAAAAAAGCUGACAAGAAAACCAAUAGGGAAAAUUGAUGGUAUUCUCUCGAGAUACACACCAAUUGCUCCAUCUCCUAGUCCAUCCGGGUAUGUCAUUCAACCCGUUGCUGCCAAGAACUUAAAUACCGCUACUAAAAAGAAAACCGGAGCCAUCAAACCCGUUACACCCGCAUUGAAGUCUGUAGCAAUUCCCAAACCGAUUGCUCCUGGCCCAAAGCCUGUAACUCUCGCUGCAAAAUCAAUUCCCCCUCCGCUGCAGAAAAUUUCAACGAAGAAAUUAUCACCGACAGCUAAAAACCUUCAGGUUACUCAUCAAGGUAAAAAUUACAAGCUCCUGAAAUUCGUCCGUCCUGCAGGUUUGAAAUUGAAGGAAAUGAUGUCGACAGUUCCAACGGCGAAGGAAAAAACUGUCGAUGCAUUUACAACGAUGCUGCAAUCUCUUAAACUUCGACAUUUGUACAAGUGCAUGGAUAAAGUCUGCACCUUCACAACAGACUCGACGAAUGCCUUCGGUUAUCACUACAGUGCUCACGCCCUGAAGCAGCCGACGGGGAAGGCUGAAGCGAAAGCGAAAGAUAGGAAAAGCAUCCAUGGCUAUCAAAAAUGCGCCUAUUGCCAUGACAAUACUAUGACAAAUUGGGAUGAACUAUCAGCGCAUUAUAAGAAAAAACAUUCCUUUUGUGCUUAUCAAUGCGGCUACUGUUUUUAUCGGGCAUUUGCUCACUCCUAUGUAGAUUUGCAUCAGAGUACAUCCCAUCCAGGAAAACCUUCCUCUGUUAUUCUUGCCCCCAGGGAUCAUCAUCCAGUGGAGAUUAUUGACAGAAGAGAACAUGUUCAUCCAUUCGUAUGUAAACACGAGUGUAAUAAACUGUUUUACGUGCCCGAGGCGUUCAUUGCACAUUUGAAGAUGAAACAUGGAGCUAAUUUAUCGAUUUUCAAGUGCCACAUGUGUCCAGCCUCUGCUCUCAAAGCCGAAGCCUUGAUAUCUCAUUACAAAAUGCAUUGUAUUUACAAAUAUCAAUGUUUAUACUGUCUCUUUGGUGCUGAUGCACCCAUGGAACUGCAUCUGCACCUCAGCAACGUUCAUUGUAAUCGUCCCCCCAAGAUUCUUGAGAGGUCACUUCCACUCGCACCAGUCAGAGACAAAGAUGUUCUUCUGCAACUGAUCAUUAAAAAUCUUGACGAGGACUUCACUUGCACAGAGUUAAAAAGUGUCGUUGCAUCUCCAAUAAGGCAAAGAAUUGAAACAGCUGCUAAUAGUGAAAUUGAAACAAGUUCUAUCAGUGGGCAAAUGACUACAGAAUCUGAACAGGCUGAAGUGAUUGAUAUUCUUGAUGGGGAGGUGGAAUCUACCGUAAGGCCAUUAUCAGAUAAACUAAUAGGGGCUGAAGGACCUUCAACAUUGAAACUUUAUGAUGGAGCAGUAAUAGAAAAACAAUCAGCCACUGGGAUUCAUGACAAUCCUCAGGAUGUAAAUACAUCAACUGAACAAUUGGUCCAGGAAGAACCUGAAUUGCUUGUUAGGUACGCCACUAAACAAUUAAAAACUCAAAUCGACAAUGCAGUUGAUCCAUUGAGUCUGCCAAAGCAUCUCGACAUGAGUGAUGAAUUUGUCAAUAUCAAUGUGUUGGAUAAUCCCGAGUUCUUGAGGACUGCAGAGGAGAGAACCUCAGAUCGAUCGCCUGUGUUAAAAUCUGGUGAGGAAGAUAGAAAUGAUGAUAGUGAUAUUGAGAUACUGGAGUAUAUUGAACCUUCUAAAAAGCCAAAACUGCAGUUAACUCCCAUUAAAGAGUCUCUUCGACCUUUUUUGAGACUGAAGGAGGAGGUGAAGGAGCCUCAGAGUGGAAAGACGACUCCAACGAUAUCUUUCAGCAGCAAUGAGGACUCGAAUACUUCCGCAGAGGCUAGUGGAUCUACUGAGGUUACGGCACCUUCAGAGUUUGAUAAUAAGGACAUUGAGAAGGCUGGUGAGGUUACUGAGAAAUCUCCGUCGAAUUUGAAUGAUAUCAAGCAUACGGGGCUCUGUGGAAAGGAAUUGUACAUAUGUGGGUAUGAUGGCUGUAAUUUUAGGGCUACCAAUGCCGGGGGGAUAAAGGUACAUAUUUGUAGUUGUGUUCAUGCUGGCGAGAAUCCACAACUCAAGUGCAUGCAUUGUACAAAAAAAUUCAUCAAGGUUGGCAACUUGAUUGAUCACUUCAAGAUUCAUGGCCUCAAGAGAUUUGGCUGCUCCUUGUGUAAUAUGAGAUAUGCAAUGGCCUGUCAAGCUAUUGCUCAUAUGAAGACCAAGCACAAGAUUUCGAGUAAUAAACUGGUGCCUGUUGAUCCUGGCAAUCCUGCGGCUGAUGCUUUAUUCAUCGUUCAACCGCUGGGUCCUGGUGAGAAGAAAGGACGCAAACUGAGCAAGAAUAAAUCCUUCGAUUUCUCUCAAAAGGAGUCAACGGUCUUUGGCCCCAAUGACAUUGAUAAUCUUCCUAGACAAGCGAUCUACAAUCAGGAAGUUCGUUGUGCAGUCUGUCCUUACACUACUAAAGUUAGAACAAACAUCAUCAGGCAUUUGCAGCUUCAUGCUAAGGACGAGCAUGUUCCUGAAUCAGGUCCAGUCAAUCCUGUUCCAUGCUUGGAUAAAAAAGAGAAGAUGUUUGAUAAAAUGGUCAAUCUCGCCAGUAGUUCUCAUCAGAAUGGACGAAUGGGAGGAAAAAAUAAGGAAGCCGUCACUGACAGCGAAGCUGAACUGAUGCCGAAAUUUGUUCCAGAGAAACAAAGAUACGUAUGCUGCGUGGUGGACUGUAACUGCUUAACGAUCAACGAGGAUUUAUUGCGUUGCCACCUGAAAGCAUUGCACCCAGAAGAAUCUUUCUUCCGCUGUCCUCACUGUCCACCUCCAGGUCAAGACACCCAGAGUAUACCAAUCGAUAAACUCGGUGUGCACUUGAAAAUGCACGACACUAGACUUUACAAAUGUUCACAUUGCAAUCAUCACCAUUAUCACAGACACGUAGUCGAACGUCAUUUAACAGACAAACAUCCAGAGAAGAGGCCUUUUGUCAAGGUAAUUCGUGAAAUAGAGAAUCCAGAGAGUCUUGAGAAGCCCCCAACGGAUGAGCCCGAUGACGGCCUUGCAGAUCCUGAUGGAAAUCAUUGGAAGUGCAACAUCUGCGACUACAAAUGUAUCUACAAAACAGAAAUGAUAACCCACGCCUCAACAACCCACGACGAGAAAUCUCAGUUCAAAUGCACAGGCUGUUCGUUCAGAACAUCUGGCAAGAUAAGUUUUGAGCAGCACAUCAUCUCCAAGCACAUCAACGAACCUGAGGUGGACUAUACAAUGGUUUAUGAGCGGAUCAAGGGAUCUAAGAAGCCGGAUACUGUAGAAACACCUCCUGUCGAUGAGCCUUUCGACACAACUCCACUGUGGCGACGAGAUAUGCCACGAAUCCGACACAUCAGGGGAAUCCUCCUCGAGGAGGAUAACGUGAAAAAGUCCUCGGACUCUCCAAAAUCAGGUAAACGAAAAUCCGAUGUUGACCCCAGUCCAAAACCCGCCAAGAUGAAAGCUAAAGCAUCUUCGUUCGAUGGCACUGUAAUUAUUGAGAAAGGAAAGAAUCCUGGAGUCUCGAAGGCUCCUGAAAAAGUCUAUACUGAUGCAGAACUUCAAGAGAAAUUCGGCCCUUAUGGAAAACCUAAUGGAAAUUUAUAUACUUGCACAAUCUGUACGAGUUACAGUUCGAAAUAUCGUCAAGACAUCAGAGAUCAUUUAUACAUGGAGCUAAAAUACUGGAGAUGGCACUGCAAAGAAUGCGGACAUUUGACUGUCUCUCAUUCUAGAAUGUUGAAACACGAGAAUAAAGUGCAUAAAGAUAAGAAACCAGCGACAGUGGAGCUUAUAGAUAAGGAAGACGUUGAGAAAUGGGUGUUGACUCUGAUGAAUACUCAGAGAGAUAUCAUGAGAGGAGAAGCUGGGGACUCGACUUCCUUGUCAACAAAAUCAAAGGUUUCCAUUUCUACAAGAGUCUCGCCACCUACUAUUACUCUUGAGGACUCUGGAGAGAAAAUAGUCCCUACUUCAAAUCUCGAAACCACGAUAGAAUCAUGCAAAACCGUUGAUCUUACUGCAGCUAUCUCAAAACUAACUCGAAACGAAGAAUCUGAUGAUGGAGAUGACGACGGAAAUGCUUUAGUUAUUGACAGCAAAGAACUUGAUGAUAGCAAAGACGUUUCUCUCGAUCAACUUGACAAAUCGUCUCCCAAAGAUCCCAAAAAAAUGUAUACCUGCAAACACUGUAAUAUAGAAUUUGCUGGGCUUCGAGGAUUCAAAAUUCAUGUGCAGAUAAAUCAUUUGAAACGUCUUGCCUUUAUCUGUCCUUAUUGCGACAGAAGUACAAACUCGGAAACAAUGAUGAGGGCUCACAUUAGAAAGAACCAUCAAGGUGAACCUGAAUUAAUCAUGAGAAAUCCUCAGGCUAAUGGUCCUGAAUUGAGCAAUUCUUUUUGGGAGAAAGAAUAUGGUAUCGUGAUACCGAAAAAGGUCAAGAGAAAGAAGCGCAAAAUUGAAGAGGUGGAGGAUACAACAGUAGAUGACAGCAAACUCCCACUCUCUGAUAUUUGUGGUAAAUGUGGAUUCACUGCAAUUAAUUCUACAGGAUUAGCUGCACAUAUGAGGGCUCACGCUAAGAAGCACUCUCUCAAAUGUGUACACUGCAGUUUUACAGCUAAUUCACAGGUUGACAUCUGGCAGCAUUCCGAGAUAAAUCAUCCUCAGUUAGAUUGGAAGGCCGAGGAGAUUAGAUCAGCUGGCUCUUCCACAGAUCCACCAGUUCAGCACGUCAAGAAGAGACAUGUUGAGGAUUACAAUGAAGAUAUUGAGGAAGAACCGGCAACUCUGUCCACUACAACACCUGACCCGACUCUUAAAAAGAUCUUUACUUGUUACUAUUGCAAAGCCGUAAGGAGUCUCUCUAUAGCUACGAUCAGAGCCCACUGGAACCAGUAUCAUAAAGAUGUUAAUGAGAAGUCGAUUUACCCAACUGGAGUGCCAUUUAAAUUUACGGAAUCUGUGAAUGAGAUUUCGGACACUCACAAACCGGUAAAGUGUGGCUACUGUCCCAUGAAAGGUUCAGCAGUUGCUGUUAGGGCUCACAUAAGGAAGAAACAUGCUGGAUUCAGUUAUAGAAUUCUAGAAAUAGUCGAUGAUUCUCAGGAAAUUUGGAUUUGCAAGUGGUGCAAUGAAACGGUUAGAGGUGUGGAGAAAAAGACAUCCCAUCACAACAUGUUUCAUUCGCACUUGGCGAUGAGAUUUUGGAAAGAGGAGACAUUAGUGAAGGAGAAAGAGAAGAACUGCUUUGCCUGUCCUCUUUGUCCAUUCACUAGUGCCCAUUUGGGAAGAAUGAAAAAUCAUGCGUUCAAGCAUGCUGAAGUUUUCAAGUGCAAAAGGUGUUUGAAGACGUUCAAUAGUCUUCAGGCGGCCACGCAGCAUUCCACAAAUGAACAUGCAGGAUUAGCUGCGGCAAUUGAGAGAUCUCUUACUAAUAUCGAAGCUUUGAUGUCUAGGGUCAUUCAGUCUGACGUGGUGAACAUUCCUGAAGAUGAGAUUCACUCUAUGCCCCCUAUGGAUAUCUUCAGGAAUCUUGGAGUUGCUCGCAAAUCAACCACUAAGCAAUUACUGAAAAAAAGCCCGAGUGGAACGAAAUCCGUUGCCAGAAAGUCUACACAUCCUCUCCCAAGAUAUCCUCCUGGCUUGAAAUUUGAUAUAGAGGGAUUGGAUGAUAGUGAAGUUGAGAGUUUAACCAAGCCUCUCGGUUGGAGCUAUUACGGAAGACCACCAACCCCUGUAAAUCUCGCCAAUUUGAAUACUGUGAUGUCCCUCGGGGUUGCCAAGAUGAAAGUUAAAUGCACCAAAUUGGCAAAACUCAUGAAUAUUGAUGCUCGAGUAGUUCUUGUCGACUUUAAGAAACAAAAAAAAGAAUAAGAUGAUUUUACGUUUGUGGAAAUUACCUAGUAAUCACACUACAUGAGGAAGAAUCAUUGAAAUUAUUCUCAUGUCUGUUGAAUAGAUAAAGCUGAUUUUCCCUUCGUUUUUCCUACCGUGGUGAAAAAGUGGCAUUUUUUUACGACAAAUAGUGUCGCAAAGUGAGAGAAAGUAUUAAUGGCUCGACGAAAAAUUCAAGAUCAUCGAUGGGAAAACCCCAAAAUGCUUUUGAAAGAGAUUCGAUUCAUGGAGAACGAAUCAAGUUGAAUGUUCUGGAUUAUUGUCAAUUUUUUUCUUUUAUAUAUUUUGACGUAUGAUUUUUAAGUACGCGUGUCAUAUAUUCUAGGAUCACCGUAAGCUACGUACAUUUCUUAAGAUAAAGAUUCAUUGAUUUUUCAUAUUAUUAUGCUUGGAAAUUUAAUUUUAAAAAAUGGAAAGCGGAGAACCCUUUCCUCUCAGUUAAUCACAAUCAUUCUAUUAUGUUCACAAAUUCCAACGUUCUAGUGAUUCAUCAGAGUGGAUCGAAAGGACUUAAUUGUAUGAAAGACAAGACUGACGAUUAUCCCCUACUCAACAACUAUCAGAGUAUAAACUCUGGCUGGAAAACAUUGUAAAUAUUGUACUCUAAAGGAAAAGCACUUGAAUAAAAUAUUUUUAAUUUUUAUA
Molecule: messenger RNA, 15168 nt
Organism: Fopius arisanus
Lineage: Eukaryota; Metazoa; Arthropoda; Insecta; Hymenoptera; Braconidae
Exons: 9
Coding region: 1378-14502 (4374 amino acids)
Biological process (GO): regulation of gene expression
Cellular component (GO): nucleus
Source: RefSeq, a predicted model, not a curated record